CAUGACCCUGCGGCGCCUGCGGCGGCUCCGGCCGAAGGAGGAGGAUGCGGCCCCGGCCCCGGCUCCGGAGCGCCCCGGCCCCGCCGACGUCUACCGGGCGCUGGCGGCCGCCGGCGGGACCCUGCCCCGCGUGCGCAAGGAUGCGGGGUUCAAGUGGAUGUCCCCAAGCGAGUCCCCAGAGGAGCACAGGAGGGUGGUGACGCUGGAGAAGAAGGCGGAGGAGAGCUUUGGCUUCGAGAUCCAGACCUACGGGCUGCACCACCAGGACAGGAACAGCGUGGAGAUGUUCACCUUCGUGUGCCAGGUGCACAGCGGGAGCCCAGCCGAGGCGGCAGGACUCAAGGCUGGGGACACGAUCACGGGGGUGAAUGGGCUGAACGUGGAAGGCAUCCGACACCGGGAGAUCGUGGAGAUCAUCAAGAGCUCUGGGAACGUGCUCAGGUGAGCCAGGGGACUGCCGGGGGGGGGGGCGGGGGGGCAAACUCUCUACGAGAAGUGGGGGGAGUACCGCUCGCUGAUGGUGCAGGAGCAGCGCUUGGUGCGGGGAGUGGUGGCCAAGGACCCCAGCAUCUACGACACGCUGGAGUCCCUGCGCUGGUGCCUGCAGGGGGGGGGUUUCCCCGGCUCCCCCCGCGCCAGCGCCGCCGGCAGUGACGACUCCUUGUACCAGACCUGCGUCUUCGCCGACUCCCUCGACAAGGACGGGGACGACGGGGACGCCACGGGACCCGCGCCCCCCCCGCCCCGAUCCCGGCCAGCCCUGACCCGCAGCUCCAGCCUCAAAUGCAGCGGGGGCGCGGGGGCCGCGGGGUUGCUGUGGGCACGGGCCGGAGACCCCCGGCCGGGGGGGGUGGGCCCCCCCCCCCCACAAGGCUCGCACAGCAGCUUCCGCCAGCGGUUGCUCAAAUUCAUCCCGGGACUGAACCGUGCGCUGGAGGAGGAGGAGAGCCACCUCUAG
Oxyura jamaicensis (ruddy duck) is the source of this 958-nucleotide messenger RNA. It is a transcript of the gene TAMALIN, whose product is annotated as trafficking regulator and scaffold protein tamalin. NCBI's taxonomy places the organism in Eukaryota, Metazoa, Chordata, Aves, Anseriformes, Anatidae. Gene Ontology annotation, cellular component: plasma membrane. Gene Ontology annotation, biological process: signal transduction. The record is from RefSeq and is a predicted model, not a curated record. Gene Ontology annotation, molecular function: protein binding.